Cotesia congregata is the source of this 486-nucleotide messenger RNA. The record is from the annotation of a GenBank genome assembly. NCBI's taxonomy places the organism in Eukaryota, Metazoa, Arthropoda, Insecta, Hymenoptera, Braconidae.
AUGGCUGAAUUUUUUAAAAUUUGCGCCAUGAGGACUGCAAUAUGUGAGAUAAGUGAGGAAAAUAAGGACGGAAAGAAUGUAUUAUUUGAAUUCAAACAUGUUUUUACGAAAAUAACACAUUUAAGCGGGUGGAUAAAUUCACCUACAUUUGAAACACCCAAAAUUCUAGGUGUUAAAUUUUUAAUUUCCGCUAGUAUAAACAAUGUAGCAUCUAAGGUGUCCGUAAGAGUAAUAAAAGACGAUAUUAGAGAAGCUGUUUCAAUAAUAAAAAUAAGCUUCGAUGGAUUAUUUAAUUCAACUAGGCGCGUUGUUGAUUGGAAAAAUAUGUUAUUGUUUGAAUCAUUAAUUAUUCCUUUUGAUUUUGACGUAUGCCAUAGAUAUAUAGAUUAUCCAAAGUUUUAUGCCCACGGCAAGAGCCCUCACGAAUACACAAUACCAAUAAUUUGUGAAAUAAUUUGGAACGGAUUCGUUGAAGAUUUUUAUUAA